Molecule: messenger RNA, 1076 nt
Organism: Suillus plorans
Lineage: Eukaryota; Fungi; Basidiomycota; Agaricomycetes; Boletales; Suillaceae
Product: HIT-like domain-containing protein
Exons: 3
Coding region: 497-1024 (175 amino acids)
Molecular function (GO): catalytic activity
Source: RefSeq, a predicted model, not a curated record
UCUGUCAUAUCCUUCCCGCACAGCCCGCAUAGUCCCCCAAUCUGAACACCAUGCUUGCAUGGCUCCGUGAUGCAUAUGAUAGGUCUCUGUUUCGCCUUCUGGGUAGAGAUGCAGUCGCCAGACUUGACCCUCCAGGAUUCGACAGUUCCUUCAAUUGAACAGUCCCAUGUGCCAAACCGAGUUUCUGGCUUCGAGACUGUUGCAGGAGAUGAAUACAGGAAGGAGUACGUCAAUAGCCGGGUCCCGCGCUGCACAGUAGCACCUAGCUGGACAUCGAGAGAUGUGAUUUUUAUAGGAUACGGUAGCGUCGGUGGCAAAAAUAUAUCUGUCGGACUCGACAUUUGGCUAUCAGAGAGCCAAGUGCAAAGUUGAUGUCGAGUGUAGACUUGAGCGAUGACCUCGAUGAUGCACGAGACUGGAUGACUUUGUUUACUCGACCGUAUUGAGUAACUUUGACCCUUCCGCUAAAUAACUUAAAACGACACUUGGUUCAAAGAUGUCGCCUCCGCUUUUGUUCUCCACAAUUGAAGUUACAAGACAAGCGUUUUACAGGACAGCGCUAUCGUACGCCAUCGUCAAUCUCAAGCCAAUCGUGCCAGGACACGUGCUUGUAAUCCCCAAUCGACCUGUACCGCGCUUGACGGAUCUCACUACAGCAGAAUUAACAUCCCUCAUCGCUUCUGUCCAAAAUGUCGGUCGAGUGGUCGAGCGAGCGUACGGCGGUGACGCGUUGACCGUGGCAUGCCAGGAUGGAAAGGCUGCAGGACAGUCUAUACCUCACGUCCACUUCCAUAUCAUGCCUCGGAAAUACCACGGAGACUACUUUUCGCAGAGAAUGGAUGAUAUAUAUCCUGCAUUAGAGCAGUCGGAAGCGGACUUGCCCCGCGACUUGCAAAAUAUCAAAGUGUCUAGCACCACGGUGCAACAUCACCAGCUCAAAGUCGAUGCAGAUGAGGACAGAUUACCGCGGACGCUGGAAGACAUGGAACAGGAGGCGACAUGGCUGAGAGGUUUCUUUACAUGAUGCCAACGCUGUGCAAUGCUACGUGCCCAUUCUGCUGCAAUCUGGAAGGUUU